Molecule: messenger RNA, 1140 nt
Organism: Penicillium chermesinum
Lineage: Eukaryota; Fungi; Ascomycota; Eurotiomycetes; Eurotiales; Aspergillaceae
Product: NmrA-like family protein
Exons: 6
Coding region: 1-1140 (379 amino acids)
Source: RefSeq, a predicted model, not a curated record
AUGUCUUCAUUCCAGGUUUCCAAGAUUUUCAUGAUUGGAGGAACGGGCGCGCAAGGGUUACCCAUUGUUCGAGAGCUCGUCAAAGAUCGACGCUACGAUGUCCGCAUCUUGACUCGCAAUCCAAAUAGUCGUCGGGCAAAAGAGUUAGCGGAAUUGCCGGGCGUUGAGCUACUCCAAGGAACAUUUGCUAGUGAGGAUGACCUGACUAGUGGAUUUACAGGUUGCGAUGGUGCUUUCGUGAAUAUAGACGGCUUCAACUGCGGAGAAAAGUCUGAAUUGUUUUGGGGCAUACGGGCAUACGAGAUAGCAUUAUCCGUGGGCGUGAAGUUUUACGUCUGGGGUAAUCUUGACUAUGGUUUGAAGAAGGCGGAUUGGGAUCCAAAAUACCGAUGCGGGCACUAUGAUGGCAAAGGACGAGUCGGAGAAUGGAUAUUACAACAUGCGACCCCCCACAUGGGGGCUGCCCUCUUCACGACUGGACCUUACAUAGAUAUGGCGCUCUCUCCGCUCACAAUCAUGACCCCAAGACUCAUCGACGGAGUACUUACGUGGUCGCUCCCUCUUGGAGAUGGAGAAGUUGCUCACGUGGCGCUCUCAGACUGUGGUGUUUAUGUACGUUGGUUAUUUGACAACCCCGGUCGAGCAAAUGGCAUGGAUCUGGAAGUGGCUAUUGCCCAUAUCUCGUAUUCCGAAAUGGCCACUGCCUUCGAGAAGGUGACAGGAAGACCUGCGCGAUACGUGGAUGUUCCAUUUGGAGAAUAUUUCAAAGCAUUCAGCGGGCACGAGUCAUUCAUGAGUGUAUUGAAAAAUCCUCAUAUGGGACUGAUGUCGAAACUGCGGUUCGGGUUUGGCUUUUCAACUAAACAACCCUCUUCUUAUAACGCCGACCCAGCGGAUCCUGCCACACUGAGCUUCGAGACAAAUUUCAUAGGAUUCUGGAACUUGUGGAGAGCGAGCAAAGGCAAUAAGGGAGUCAUGCGGAGAGACUAUGAAUUGCUGGAUGAAAUACACCCUAACAGGAUCAAGAGUGCCGAGGAAUGGUUCAGAAAAGAGGCCGAGCAAGGUGACCUAUGGGAGCGGGUCAGCAAGAUGGCUCCAAUAUUAAAAUGGAGUGAGGAUGGAGCAAAGGGUACAAUCUGA